CAUUUCCUUCGGAUUUGGAUUUCAGUGGAAAAGCAGAGGAAACGAAAUUCCCUCCUUGAUCUCCAUUUCCCCAGCGCUUACAGUCACAGAAGAGAAGACUCAGAGUUCAAUAUAUACACACUUUUCACCAUAAAGAAAAAGCCCUUUUCAAUUUCUUCUUUUUGCCUUUCCUUUCCAUCGGUGUUUCUGAAUUGAAGUGAUGAUGAGUUAGGUUAGGAAUUGGGGGAACAGUAGGAAAAGGUAGUGAGUGUUUGGGUUGGGGAUGGGAAAUGGGUCGGAGUCGGACCCGGACACUAACGGGUGGAGCAGAGCAAGGGGAAUAGUGUUGAAGACGGUGGUGCUGAUCGGAGGGGCAGUGUUGCUGAGGCGUCUCACCAAGUCCACCACUCGCUGGGACCAUACCCGUAUUGUUGCUCAAUCCCUCAGCGGCGAGAAGUUCUCGAAAGAGCAAGCAUCCAGAGAUCCUGAUAAUCAUUUCAAUUUGAGAUGGCUUUCGUGCCCGGCUGCAGAGAUGGUAGAUGGUUCGAAGGUUUUAUAUAUUGAACAAGCAUUCUGGAGAACUCCUCAUAAGCCCUUUCGGCAGAGACUUUAUAUGGUGAAGCCUUGUCCGAAGGAGAUGAAAUGUGAUGUUGAGCUAAGUACAUAUGCCAUUAGAGAUGCGGAGGAGUACAAGAACUUUUGUGAUCGCCCAAAGGAUCAGCGCCCACAGCCUGAAGAAGUUAUUGGGGACAUUGCAGAACAUUUAACCACGAUACAUCUUAAACGCUGUGAACGUGGAAAACGCUGCUUAUAUGAAGGUUCAACUCCACCAGAUGGAUUUCCUAAUUCAUGGAAUGGUGCGACACACUGUACCUCAGAACUUUCCGUCCUGAAGAAUAAUGAGAUACAUACCUGGGAUAAGGGCUUUGAUGAUGAUGGAAACCAAGUUUGGGGAGUCAAGGGAGGUCCUUACGAGUUCAAGCCUGCACCUGCUUCAAGUUUCAUUGACAUGUUUUCUCCUUUGAAUUUUCCUCCUCAGCCCAUGGAGAGAAGGAUAGAAGGCUCGUUUGUCCUCCAAGACUGAUCAUCUGUUGCUCACAAUCACUAAAUGCAAAAUUCUCUUCCAUUGUAAAUCUCAAUAGGUUCUGAUAUUUAUCAUCAGUGUUGUUGCAUCCAAAAUUUGAUCAUUGCAAACGACAAGUGCGGUGCGCUAGAGAAAUGAAGAGUUUCUAGGCGCUUUUAACAUUCCAAGGCAGUAAAUGAAUAAUAUUUGGCGGAAUUUUUUGUCAUUUUCUUGGUCGUUUUACUGUCAAAUAGUGCUCCUUGAUCAUCGAAACAAGGGAGGGUUUUUCUGGUGGACGAAGGAUGGGCGGAGGGUUUUUCUGGUGGACCAAGAAUGAUGUUCAAUAAAAGAAGCUACUUGUUUUUCACUUUUGGAGCUCCAAGUUGAAGAUUUAAAUGUUUCAUGGUAGAGCAUGCACAUUAUAUCACUUGGGUUAUCUUAGUCAUGAGCAUACAGUGCUGUUAGCUUUUUUUUUUUACUGGGAAAGUCCUGUAUAUGAUCCAUCUUUCUUUCCUGCUGAACUCUGGUUAGGUGCUUAGUUAUUAGAAAUUAUUAUAUGGUCCCGGCCAAUCACCACUUCA
Molecule: messenger RNA, 1623 nt
Organism: Cornus florida
Lineage: Eukaryota; Viridiplantae; Streptophyta; Magnoliopsida; Cornales; Cornaceae
Product: chromophore lyase CRL, chloroplastic
Exons: 9
Coding region: 263-1063 (266 amino acids)
Biological process (GO): protein-phycocyanobilin linkage
Molecular function (GO): lyase activity
Source: RefSeq, a predicted model, not a curated record